Messenger RNA from Closterium sp. Naga37s-1, 1122 nucleotides. NCBI's taxonomy places the organism in Eukaryota, Viridiplantae, Streptophyta, Zygnematophyceae, Desmidiales, Closteriaceae. The record is from the annotation of a GenBank genome assembly.
AUGGCCGACAAGAACCAUCCCAACAUUGUGCGACUGCUUGGGUUUGCGGUGGGAGGGGACGUCAGGUCUCAGAUAGAGCAAGUCCUCAUCUACGAGUUUGUGCCCAAUGCUGGGGAGACCAAGCACAUCGUGGUGUGGGUAUCCGAGUGCCUGUCAUCGGGUGGUUUAGAAAGCCUCAAGCACCCCACCAUGGACGCCCCUGGGGAUGUUGUGCAGCGCUUGGCUGAGCUGGCAGUGAGCUGCACCGUGGAGCGCACUGCAAGCCGCCCAAGCAUGGCGCACAUUGCCACCCAGCUGCAGGCUGACAGGGAGGAGGUGUUGGGGAAAGAGGAAUCUGGCGCUGCCAUCAAGGUGGAUGCGCAGGUCCAGGAGAUGAAGGAUGCUGUUGCGGAGCUCAUCGACUUUCACUGUGGGUGGGUGGAGGAGGAGGAGGAAGAGGAGGAGGAGGAGGAGGAGGAGGAGGAGGAAGAGGAGGAGGAGGAGGAGGAGGAGGAGGAGGAGGAGGAGGAGGAGGAGGACGAGGAGCUAGGCAAAAGGAAGGGGGCAGGGAGUGCAGCUAGGAAUGGGGGCCUCAGCGCCACCGCCGCCACCUCGGCGGCUGCCAUAGCGGGUCCGAAUAUGGCUGCCUACGUCCCUGCGCGCGCCGACGCUGUUCCCCCCGCCUGUUCUGGCUCCCAGAGCUGCCCCCCCUUCCGACUCCGGCUCUCAAAGAUGCCCCCUUUUGUGGCGGAGACGAGCGCCGGAGAGAAUCCCACCGUGUUGACUGCGCCUGGCUGCGACCCACCUCCAAGAUGGGCCACAGCGAGGGAGAUGUUGAGGGCCGCCGAGGCGAAGGGCUACAGCACUCGCCGGGCAGCCGUGGGGCCUACCCGCAGCAGCCACUCACGGGUCGUAUCGUACUGGAUUGGACAACACUUCCUUGACACCGCGUUCAACUCAACGUCGCCCACCUCAUCAGCACCACAGGUGUUUGUUCGCCAGGGGGAUGCCAUGCCGUGGGCUGGGCCCCCUCUCCUGUUCGCUGCCGCCAUCCACCCCGCGCUCAAAGCAGUGGCCGCCUCCCACCCUACUGUCGUCAUCCUGGCUGGCACUCAGGCGGGAGGCGGCGAGCCACUGCUUUGA